AUGGAUUCCCAUAUUUCUAAAGAAAACUUGAGAAGUAAGAUUGUAACAAAUCGUUUCGGAAGAAAAACAUUAAAUCUGUCAAAGUGGGAUUUGCUUGAAUUGCCUGAAGCGGUGAUGGAAUUAACUGAGUUGGAAGAACUUUACCUGUUAAGGAAUAAACUUAAAACAAUACCUGAAAAUGUUGGAAAACUAUAUAAUAUUACGGAACUUAAUGUAAGCGAAAACCAGCUGUCCAUAUUCCCUGCAAGUUUGACACAGCUGAAGAAACUCGAAGGGCUGGACAUCUCACUUAACAAACUAACCACCAUCCCUGAUGCCAUUGGUGAGAUGGUGGCACUGGAGGAACUGGAUCUGAGUUACAACCAGUUGACUGUGUUAAGUCCAGCUAUAAAACAGCUGAAGAAACUCAAAUGUCUGAACAUCUCACAUAACAAACUAACCACCAUCUCUGAUGCUAUUGGUGAGAUAGUGGCACUGGAGAGACUGGAUCUGAGUGACAACCAGUUGACUGUGUUGAGUCCAGCUAUAAAACAGCUGAAGAAACUCAAAUCGUUGUUUGCAAAUGGGAAUCCUUUUACAGUUGAAGGAAUGAGAAGUGUUGUGGAGCUAGAAGAUAGAGGAAUAAUUGACCGAGUAUAUUCAGAUCUCCAAGGUGAGUAAAGGAAAUUUCUGUUCACAUUAUUGUUGUGACGUGUGCAUUUACUAAAUUGGUUCUAAUGAUUGACUUGCAAGUGGUUAUUCUGCUUGUUACUGAUUAUUACAGGUAGCUGGCGAUAGUUAAACUGUAAAUACUGUCACAGUUUUUGUGUGGUUUAACAAAGUUGGCAUCACUUGACAAAUACAUGACAUUUGUAAUGGAAGUUUUUGUUCUAAUAUUGAAAAGCUUUAUUUUAACAAUUUGGCUGACAUUGAAAUUUAAGUUCAUCAAUAAGGAAAUAUGAUUUGAUGUGGAAUCAAGAGAGUAAAUGUUAUUACAAAUCAUUCUACGCAGUUAGGAAUUAUUGUUUUGAGUUUUCUUUCUAUUGGAAUGGAAUUACGAAAUGAUAAAAUGUAUCCCAAGUUAAUUCACUGUUAGGAAUUUUUUUUUUUAUUUUUGCUUUCCAUUUGGUUAAUUUGAAGUGUGUAAAAAUUUAGUAACUUGUGGCUUAUCAAACACAAUUCAUAAACUAAUGUGAUUAAAUUUUGUGAAUUAAGUUAUAGGCAUAUAGCUUGAAUUUGUUAUUAGCAUGACUGAAUCCUGAUUAUUAUUUCCAUAGAAUUUACACUGCAGGUGUUUUUUGUGUAAUUAUUUUUAAACUUACAGUUGUUACCCUUUGGAAAUAUGUGCUUUUUUUUUGUACACAAUCAAUUAAUUGGUUAUUGACUCCUCACUACUCGGCAGAAUUAAUUUAAGUCCUUGCCUCUCUCUUGUGUGAUCAGUCACAAGUGGUUCUAAUUUUUAUUGUUCUGAAACAUUGAGUCAGUUUAGAUUUGGUGUGCAUGUUCUCAAACUCAUCACUACAUUUUAUGCCAGAAGAAUUAUUAUGUGUAACUUUUAUGUAAUAGUGGAAUAAAUGCAUUAAGAUCAGAAAAAAAUAAACAAUUUUGAUGGUUAAGUUUAUAUAUACCAGCCUUUAACUCCAACAUUAUUCAUGUUAGGCAUUUAUAGUUGUUGAUUUGUUAACCUUUACCUUUAGUUUGCUUUCUUUUUCAAUUAAUUUUUAGAAAUUUAUCAAUGCGCAAACUACCUUUUUCUUUGUGUUGUUAAAACUCUUUCUUAUUAGGCCCAAUGAGAGAGAGACUUAAAGCACAGCUGACUUAUGAAAGGGCUUUGCAAGAUGGAUGUGUCAUGGUUUACCGUGGCAGAAUAUUACUCAUUGGUCAGGAUCGAGCAGGUAAAACCAGUUUAAAGAAGAGUCUGCUAGGCCUUCCAUUUGACUCUGGAGAACAGAGCACCGAGGGGAUUGAAGUGGAUCCUUCAAAGUGUGAAAUUGAUGUUGACCAAGCUGCAAGGAACUGGCAGUCCAUUGGUGAGAAUAAACCAGGACUAUUGGAAUAUUCUAAAGAUGUGGCAAAGAUUGUUGCAGAGAAACAGCUGAAAAUGCAAAUGUCUAUGCAGCAAGAAAAGCUGAGACAAAAAGACUCAGAUAAAAGUUCAAAAGAAGAUUUUGAAAAAGAUUCAGCCCACAUAUCACCUGCAGAUUUUGAAAAGGGAUCUUUAGGUAGUUACAAACAUGGCAAAAAAAAGGUAAUAUCAGAAUUUUAAAAAUGUUCUUCACACACAUGUUUAAGGCAGCUUUUUAUGACAGUAUAGUUUUAAAUAUUUAAUGUCAAAUGAAGAUUAUGUGAGCCUUAAAGUGAAGCAAAAAUUAAAAUUGUUCAAUUUUUUAACUGAUUUUUUUUACUUUGUAGUGGUCUUAGCCAAAAAACAGGGAACUGCUUGAAGUCUAAACAAUAAUUUCCCUCCCAGUACAUGUACUCUCAUUUUAUCUAAUUUACAUCAAACUUUGACACAGUUAUUUGAGAUGUGUAAUGAGUUUGCUGGUGAGACUGCAUCAGUGUGGUACUGAGAGUUAAUAAUAUCCCCUUAUUUGAUAAUUUACUUAGGUUGAGGAUAAAGGAGAUUACCCAUCAAUAGGUGCUAUGGACAACAUUAGCAUUGAACACUCAAUGGACUGCAUUUUAGAGGAGCCCAAGGUAAUUAUUGAUGUUGCUCAACCCCCUGAUACUGAGAAGCAUGUUCAUCAGUGGUUGGAGUAUUUCAAAGGCAAAGACAUCAAAAGUGGUUUAUUCCAAGAAGAAUCCUAUUACACAAUGGAUUUAUGGGACUUUGCAGGGCAGCACCUGUACUAUGCCAGCCAUCCUAUCUUCUUAUCACAGCGAGCACUGUACAUAUUGGUGCACAAUCUCAGCAAGCCUUUGGAUGCUACAGCUGAGCCCUGCAUGAGACAAGGGAGUAAUGAUGUGAAAUUGGAAAACCCUAACAAUGAAACAAACAUGGAGAAUUUGCUGUCAUGGCUGGCUACAGUACACAGUGUUGCCCUGCUGGCAACUGAUGACCCAGAUGAUGAUGCACAACAUAAGCUGCCCUACCUCCGCCCCCCAGUGUUUAUUGUUGGAACACAUGCUGACAAACCAGUUGAAGACAUAGCAGUAAUAAAGAAACAAAUACAGGAGAGAAUUUCUGGUAUGGAAUAUGAGAAGAAUGUGGUCAAACCCUUAUUCUGCAUUGACAACACUCAGAGGCCAAACUUGAUCAAGAAAUUUAUCCAGAAGAUUCAAAAGCUGAGAGGAAAACAUGAAACAGGUAAGAUAUUUGAUGUCAUAUUGUAUCCUUGACAAUGUGUUACUUGCAGUAAUUGAUGGUUUAAUAAUUGGUUACUAGCGUGUCUUUGCAUCAAUUCUUGGAACACUUAAUUUGUGACCAUUUUUUUGUUUAAUCAAAGACCCAUUUCUGACCCUCCAUGGGAAAAUGGACAUUAAUGCUUUUCAUUUAAACUGCAAAACCGUUUACUAUCUGCUUAAAUCCAUUUAAAUGGUUCAUGAAAGUGUUUAAACAAUUUGCUCAUCCAUUUAAAAAAAAUUGCAUCCGUCUAACCCUUUUGCUAAAACAUUUAAGCGCUGUGCUAGUCCAUUUAAGAAAUUUUGCGUCCGUUUAAGAAAUUUUGCGUCCAUUUAAAAAAUUUGCAUCUGUUUAACACUGUAGCAAAAACGUAUAAACAGUUUCCUUCAGUUGUCUGUUUAAAAAAAAAAUCUAUCUGCUCAACAUUCCAGAGAAACUUUAAACCGUUUGUUUACCAUUCUGUUAUGAGCAGUUUGAAGUAUCAAUCCCACGUUUGGUUGAUACUUGCCAGUUCUUGAAAUGCAGAAUGACCAUAUCUUAUUUUGGUUUUAUCUUUUCCAUGAUCAUAGAAAGUGAGUAAUUGUCCCAUUCUUGGACAAACGAGUUAAAAUAUCCAGUUGUAGAAACGUAGAGCAUCAAGAGCCAAUGAAGCCAUUCAUUUGACUAUGAUACUGCCAUCAAUCUUGUUUGAUCAGAACAGUGCACCUGAUCUUUGUUUACAUAUUUGGAGAAGGAGAAGGAGCAGGAACUCUUAUGAAAAAGCUAUUGUUUCUUAAUGUCAGUUCAUCUACCCUGUCUAUUUAGCAGGCUUAACAAUUAUCACAAAUUCUCAGCAACUGGAAAGCUAUUUUGUUGUGGUAAAUUGAUAUCAAUGUUUAUAGAUUGAUGUAGAUUGUUGGCAAGCAUUGAGCAUUCAAUAAUUAUUAUUUGACUUACAUUUACAUGUCAUCCAGCAGUUGUGUUGUGUGUCAUAAUUUUAAAAGGUUGGUAGACAUGCAGCAUGUUUAAGAGGGAGUGGUAAUUAAGGGAAGGAUACUGUCUUGGUUGAAUGACUUCAGGCUUAUAGUGCAAGCUUAAGUCAGAGUUGUUUAAUUUUUUUAUUAGCUGCAGUCUUCUUAGCUUUCAGUUACUUUAUGUACCAGCAUCACCAUACUAGGCCAUAGACAUUUUUGCAGACAGAUCCAUUAAUUUCAGAGUUUGAAAUAAGGAACAGAAGAUGAUUUGGGGAGUUGAAGAGUUUAUCAUCUUAGCUAUGUUGUCAGCUAUAACAUAUCAGCAAUCACAAAUCUAUGCUACAAACUAUUCUCAUUGUAAACACAUGUUUCUGUGUUACAUUAUGUUCUGCAUUCAUUUUCUAAACAUAUCCAGCAGAGGAAGAAGGAAAAGUAGAUGGAAUAAAAGAAUUGCAGAACAAAAUCCUGGAUGUGUUGAGGCAGGAGCCUUAUAUGGGGGAGAAAAUACCUGUCAGGUAAAUGAAAGUAACAUUUUAUCUGGAAAACCUCAAUUCAUGGACUUUGGGAUCAAUGUUUUUCAUGUAUUCAAGUGGUUAUGAAAAGGUUUUUGAAGAGCAGUCAGUGUUUUCAGCAUUACUGUAUAUGCAUAUAAAUGUAUAUGAACACAAAAAUAUCUUACCUCCAUUAGUUUGAAGUUCAUCAAAAUUCUUAAAACAGAAGACUGUACAAAUACACAGCAGCCAUAUAAGUGCAAACAAAUAAAACUCUAAUUCAUGAAAUUGUAACAAUAUUGUUUUUUUUAAAAAGGUGCGAAUGUCUGAUGCAUAUUUGAGAAGGCACAACUCUUUGAAUUGAGAUUGUUUAUGUGAAAAAUAGAACGAUGUUUGAACUCUUGUAAUGUGUGGAGAAAGCUAGACCAAGGAAAUAGAUGAAUUACCACUGGAAGACUACAAAUAAGCACAUGUCUGACUGAAGUUAAUAUCCAAUUUUAAACCCAAAAACAUUUUAAUUAUUAUGUUGCCUUCUAGAUGGUUUUUGUUCGAAAAGGUGAUUGAAGCUUUGGUGGCUAAACAGAUUUAUCACAGAAAUCUUCAACAACUUGAGCACUAUGCAAAGAAAGAUUGUUUCAUGAAAGAUGCAAAAGAGUUUGAGUCCAUGAUCAGUUUUUACCAUGGCCUGGGGAUGAUAAUCAAGCACCGCAAUACAGUUGUACUGAAGGCUCAGUGGUUGAUUGAUCUGUUCAAACAGCUGAUAACCAUACCACCUUUCAAUAAACAGGUAGGAAAAAAAUUCAUUUUUGAAAGGACAACUUAGAAAUUUUCAAUAAUUUAGACCAACAGAAAAUGAGAGGAAUUUUUUUUUUUAAUAAAUCAGCAACUAAUGCAGCAGCUGUAACUCUUUGAUCUUUACAAUUGUUGGACCUCAAGUUAUUUCAUGUACCUUUUGCAGCUUUUCAGGUCAUAAACUGAUUCAGCCUUUUUACUUUACAAGAGACUUGCACUAACUUGCUACCACUAACAAUAAUUGUAGUCACACAAAUGAACAGUUCCUUUUUGCUUGCGCUAAAUGGCUUCUGUGGUGAUGAAUAACAACUAAUAAUCACCUCUGAGGAGCCUAAGAUACAAAAUUGCACAUUAAGAGUGUAAUUUCCAACCAUUUCGAUACCAUUAUUUUCUAGUUCUUGUACAUACAUGUUGAAAACAUACAAAAGGAACAUUUAGUGGACUUCUCUUAUCUGGAAUUACUAUCACUUAUUUUGUAGAAUGCUCAAUAUGCUAAUUACUGGCGGGAACUUGAAGGAAGUGGCAUCCUUAGCAUGGAACAUGUUGAUUACGUGUUCUCCAGCUUUAUUGGGCCAGGAAUCAUUAGAGAAGACAUCCUGGACAUGAUGGAGCAAUUUGGUUUAAUCGCUAAGUUCUCUGUUUCCCCAAAUGAGGAGAAGUACUUUGUACCAGCUCAGUUGAAGUCAUCACCUGUAGAACUCUGUAAGAUGGAACCAUCAUCAACUGAUCCAUGUCCAUUGUAUCUCCUCUUUGUCCAUGGCUUUGUCCCUCAUGGUCUUUUCUUGCAGCUUGUCUCACAAUCCAUUCAUUGGUGUUCAAAGACAUGGGCCACGCAUCAACCCACUCUGUACCAAAAUGGAGCAUGGUUCAUCAUUGGAAAAGAUAUUCAUGAUUUUGUCCUCAUAUGCAAAACAGGGUUUGUGAAGGUAAUCUUGAGAAAAAAAGCACAAAGUUAUCAGGUUGUAGGACAGAACUCUGUCAAAUUAGCAACUCUCGUUCGUGAAUUUCUUGAAGACACCCUAAAGAAUUUGUCACAAGAAAUGCCAUACCUGAGGGGAAUGCAGUAUAGGCUGUGUGUUGCAUGUCCUAACUGUCAUCAAGGGACAGAAGAAAUACGUCGUGCAUGCUCAGACCACAUGAAAACCACUUGCACACACAAGGACUGCCUCCACCUCAUUGAUGCAAAUGAAGGUCAGCCGGACAUCUGUAAGCGAAAACCUUGGGAUAUGGUAGAACCAGUUUGUGGAUUGGAGAAAUGGUUCUUGAAAAGAAGAAGCCAGGUAUAAUUGACUGUAAUGAUCUUUCAAGCAAAGAUUUCUAGCCUCAGUUUCAUGUUUGCUUUGCUCCUCUAAUUUACUUGAUGUGAAUAUCAAUUGGGCUGUUAUCAGUGUUGAGAAAGGGAGCCCUAAUAGGUUGUCUUCCGUUUUAAAUAUGAGUCAGAGAAUUUGUGAUAAGAUGAAAUUAUUUUUGAAUUCUAUACUUCUUCGUUUUACCUUGGUAAAGUAUUGAUCAAUUAAAAUUUAUAUGGCCACAACCAAAGUUUUUUCAAUGUAGUUACAACUUUUUUUUCAAUGUAGUCAUAAUCUUAUAUGACCCUUUUCUUCUUCAGGGGUUGUCCUCUUCAAAUGUAGCUGCUAGAUCACAUGAUGAAGCAAGUGAAAUCAAUCCAAAGAAGUGUGCCGCAGCAUUGAAGGUGACUCUCCUUGGCAGUGAAUGGAGUUCGUCAAUGGGGGGCUUGUCCACCAUCAACAGAAAGCUUGCCAUUCUGUUGGCCAAACGCUCUGAACUGGACGUUACUCUCCUUGUCCCACAGUUUGCCUGUACUGAUGAAGAGAGGAGAAUGGCAUCCAGUCACAAUGUUUCCAUCCAGGAAGCCGAGAAACUUGAAGGCUUCAGUGAUCCUCUUGAAUGGUUGAGUUUCCCACCAAGAGACCUUGACAUUGACUUUGUGCUGGGUCAUGGUGCAAAGCUUGGUAAGCAAGCCCAAGUUAUCAGAAAGUCUCACAAUUGCAAGUGGAUUCAGGUGGUGCACACUGCACCCGAAGAACUUGCAAUGUUCAAAGACUUUCCCAGUGCUAUUGCCAAGGGUCAGGAGAAGAAUUUAAUCGAAGUGGCGUUGUGUAAGUUGGCAGAUGCUGUGCUAGCAGUUGGACCAAAGCUAACAGAGGCUUUCUCCCCUCAGCUCUGCUCAUGCAAAAGUGAGGACGAAAUCCUUCAACUGACUCCUGGAACUUUCGGUGAGUUCUUUGACGUAAAACAAACCCUGAAGGAGCGUAACAACUUCAGGGUACUGACGUUUGGCCGUUGUGACCCAGAGGACUUCAGCUUGAAAGGUUACGAUAUCUCUGCUAAAGCAAUAUUUGAACUGAAAGACAUGUCUUAUCAUCUGAUUUUCGUGGGUGCACCUGACGGUAAACAGGAUGAGGUUGCAGACAAUUUACUGAAGAGUGGAAUUGAUAAAAACCAGCUGACCGUGAGGAAGUUCAUGCAAAGUAAAGAGGGAUUGAAAGAAUUAUUUUGUGAAGUUGAUCUUUGCAUCAUGCCCUCUAGAACAGAGGGUUUUGGUUUGACAGCGUUGGAGGCAUUGUCUGCCGGUCUUCCCAUUCUUGUCAGUAAAAACUCAGGAUUUGGUGAAGCACUGUGCACUUUACCAUCGGGCAAAUCAUUCGUGGUGGAGUUUGAGGACCCCAAGGAGUGGGCAAAGGCAAUUUCUGGUGUCCGACAGAAGGAAAGAUCAGUUCGACUUCGAGAUAUUCAGCAGCUGAGGAGUUCAUAUGAAGAGAAGUUUAGCUGGGAAAAACAGUGUGACCGUCUUGUGGACAAGAUGUUCGACAUAGUUCAUGGUGAGAAUGUUUUCAAUAUCCUUUAUAGUGUUUUAGGGGGAUACUCGGCUUUCGGUCUCUUUUAACUGUGACGGAAAGCAUGAACACUUCGUAUAAAAAAGAUGUUAAACAUGAAUAGUAAUCAGUCGUUUUAUCUUCUUGUUUACUGUGAUGUUAAGAUAAAAGUUUCUUUCUAUCUCUUUAGCUUCCAAAAGACGAGACACAAGUUUCAGAGCUCGGCAGGUCGAAGUUGUUGAUACGUCAACCGAACAACUAACAGUGGAUUCAUUACUGAAUCCAAGUGAGUAAUAAUAUAUUAAUAACACACGAUAAUUGACAUCCCUAAAGAAGUACAGAAGAUUACAAGGAGAUCCUGCGAUUUUAUUUUCUUAACUUUCGACUUCAGGCCUGCAAUGCUUCGUGAAAACUUCGUGAGGUACUUUUGAUAACGUUUCUUACUAAUGAGACAUGUUUUUAAUUAUACUCCUGCACUCUUCAGUCACAAACGUAAGACUUGUAUAAACAAAUUUGAUUUUCUUUCACUUUCUGAUCCGGACGGACGACUUAGUGUUCUUUGUUUCUUCUAUUAAUUUAAAGUUUUCAUCCCAUUUCAAUUGGAAACUACCAUAAAUUGUCUAAACCAGGAAUACUUGGGGCACUCUUUUACUUUUUCUCAAAACGAGACCAAAGUUCAAUAUGCUGCUCCUCUCAAAACCGGUUUAUGUUCUAUUCACAAUGCAGUCGUCUUUUGACACAAUAUUGUAGUAAUCACAUAUUCAUACGGUAGAGGAAAUACAUCAAUAUAUUUUUGAAGCCUGUAAUUUUUUUUCCAGGAUUCCUUUUUCCAGUUACACAGAUAUGUCAGAGCUUAGACCUUGUCCUUAAUUUUUCUCGUCUGCUUCUUCUCUCUUGAUUAUUAGUGUAUUCAUUCACGGGCAGAUAUCGAACUUAAAAAGUGACUUAAAUAACAGUAAGAGCUUCCUUUUCAAAGCUGAGUUUCUGGACAAAACAGUAGAAGUCUGAUGGUUGAAGCCGUUCUUUUUCUUAUUACCUCAAAGUUUCUCGUACUAGAUUGAGGAUUGUGUUAUUUUCGCUUCUUUCAUGCUGUUAGAUUAAUAGGAACUUUGUCUUUUCUAGGUUCUCUUGACCGAAUCAUCCAGGAACUUCGGCAGAUGCAACUCGAUGCAAGCAGAGUCAAGAGCAGAACAGAUCUAUCAUUGGGGCUGAGGAAUAUUGCAUCAGACAGGGGUUUCAGAAUAUCUGACAAUGAAGGAUUAGGAAAUUGCAUGUUCUAUGCCUUGUCCGAACAACUGGAAAUUGUUAAGGGAAUCAAAAUCCCACAUGGCGAAUUAAGACAAAACUUGGUUCAGUAUCUCAGGAGUAACCCAAAACUUGUAAGUUGAUGUUAGUAUGUCUAACAGAGUAUGUCAAGUGAUGUUAUUUUAAGAGUAUGAUAAAGGUUUAGUGAUAAUACAGGCCACUUGGCCAACACCACUAGAACCUAUCCCAGUGUUCACAGGGUGAAGUGGCCAGGAGUACUGUUACUCUUCCUGUAUGGAAUGAUGGUCUUUUCUUGAGGAGCUCUUAUACCAGCUUAAAUCCCUGGUGGAAAGGGGAACUUGAAAGAUUCAAAUUCAUGAUUUAAGAAGCCACACAAUGACGUUGGUUACAGUUAAAUUCAUAUGUUACUUAAUUUCUUUUCCGAAGAAGUAGGCCACCACAGUUUUGGUCAUUAGAAUAUAACCAAGUUUCAAAAAAGUUCCAUUUAAACCUCCAUCAGAUGACAGAAUUCUAGUCAUUCUCUUAAUGAUGGAUCUUUCUUGUUGUUUUCUUGCUGUUUGCAAAGCGUUUUGGAAUAUAUACGGACGUUUUAAAAGACGUUUCAAGCACACAAUUUGUUACUAUGCAAUACAUUGCUAAUUAAAGGUCGUCUCGUACCAUUCUGAUAAAAUUACUCCCUGACUCGUACUCCACGCGCUCAAGUUUCUAUCAACAAUCCUUUGAAGUUUCCUUCUUUAACUGAUUCUUCUUACAGCCGGAUGGAACAGAUCUGUUUCACUUUGUCCAUGGACAUCAAACAUGGACUGAGUACCUUGAACAAAUGGAACAAGAUGGCACUUGGGGUGAUCACGUGAUUCUGUGUGCCGCAGCGAACCACUUUAAAACGUGCAUUCGUGUGGUCAGCAGUCUAUCCCAUGGCAAUGAUGUAAUCAUUACGCCACAUUGUGCCGUUGACGAAAGCAAACCUCUUGUGCUGGGACAUAUUCAUGAGGUGCACUAUGUCAGCCUUCAACCCGUGCAAGGUACACUCGAAUUAUCAUAA
Messenger RNA from Pocillopora meandrina, 10703 nucleotides. Lineage: Eukaryota; Metazoa; Cnidaria; Anthozoa; Scleractinia; Pocilloporidae. The record is from the annotation of a GenBank genome assembly.